Messenger RNA from Cylindrotheca closterium, 1122 nucleotides. The record is from the annotation of a GenBank genome assembly. NCBI's taxonomy places the organism in Eukaryota, Bacillariophyta, Bacillariophyceae, Bacillariales, Bacillariaceae.
AUGUACUACAACAAUGAAUCAACCAGCAGCAAAGUGAAGGAAGAUGACGACGACUAUUAUGCCUGUUUCAAAAUAUUGCAAAUUGCUGACAUUCAUUUGGGAGAAGCGGAAAACUUGGAUUGGGGACCGGAACAAGAUCGCAAGACGUGGUUGGUCUUGGACCGUGUUCUAAAAUUGGAACAACCCGAUUUGAUCGUCUUGUCGGGGGAUCAACUGACGGGAAACAAUUGCAAGGAGAAUGCUACCGCCUAUUAUCAAAUGUUGGGUGAGUUCUUGUCCAAGUACAAUACUCCAUGGGCCACUAUUUUUGGGAAUCAUGACGAUUUGGGUUUUGUGGAUCCUGUUGAUGGCAAACAGAACCCUGAACCAAAGUAUAGCCGCAGAGACUUGUUGGAAAUCGACCAGAGCUUUCCAUUAUCCCUCUCUCAGCUUGGACCAGAUCAUGUCUUUGGCACUUCCAACUAUGUAUUGGAUAUUCUUAAUCACGAAGGUGGUCCAGUACUGGCAGCUCAAAUUCUCUUGUUGGAUAGUGGUGGGGGAUCCUUGCCAGAAGUCAUUGACGAAUCUCAAUUGAAAUGGUUACAUGAGCAGCAGCAAGGCAAUACUAUCAACAUUCCAGCAGUAGCCUUUCAGCAUAUUCCAACUCUGAGUCAUGCCUAUCAUACCAAUUCGCAACAACUGCACGACGAGUGUACUGGCAUGAACGGUGACCAUGGCAUGGCGCCACUCGAGUCCGAUGCUGGCAUUGUUCAAGCAUUGGUAGAAGCAAAACGAUAUCUGUUCUUGGCAGUAGGCCACAAUCAUGGAAAUGAUUACUGCUGCCCAUAUCAUUCUCAUUCUGAAAAAAAUAGCAACAAUAACAGCGCAACAACAACAAUGGAUGAGGCGGCUAGUCGAGAGCACUUAUUCAGUAGUGCUUUUCAUUUGUGCUUUGGGCGCCAUUCAGGAUAUGGAGGUUAUGGUAAAUGGGAACGUGGUGCCCGCGUCUACGAGCUAAAGAAACGAAUUGACUUUCAUGAUGCUAGAGAAAAAGGAGGAGAACCACACAACGAGGAACGCAACAGCAUACGGUGGAAGUCAUGGGUUCGACUGGAAUCGGGUGAAAUCAUUGACCAAGUUUGA